AUGCGUCUGGGCGGAGGGCGGGGGCCACGCCGCGCCCGAGGGCGUGAAGGAGAGAGAUGGGGCCCACCUCGAACUCCAACGUGGCAGGCGCCAGCGCACAGCCCGCCAGAGGUCAUCACGGCCGAGGCGGGGACCAUUGGACAGCUAGAACGUCAUCAAGAGGCGCGUGACCGAGACGAGGACCCCAGGGGAGCCAUGACGGACCCUCGGCAGAGCGACUCGGUCCUCCCAACCGGGCUGUGGGUCUUGCUGGUGGUCUUCUCGCUGGUGCCCUCGGCGCCGAGCGAGGCGGAGGGUUUUUGUUAG
Molecule: messenger RNA, 306 nt
Organism: Prorocentrum cordatum
Lineage: Eukaryota; Dinophyceae; Prorocentrales; Prorocentraceae
Source: the annotation of a GenBank genome assembly